CAUGCUGAAUGGAACAUCCUGAAGUGGUCCAGUCUCCCGCUAGUCUAGGGUAGGCGUUUCGUGCAACUGAACGGACAACAGUACUAGGUUUACGGUACACUCACUGUCGUUUCAAGUUGUAAAGUACAGUAAUAAUACACGCCAGUGACAUAAAUGAAGUACCAGUGUUUUUACCUAUUAUUGCAGGGAUCACUUAAAGUUUGUUUCAUUCACUUUUCUCCAACUUAUCUUGAGGAAAGACAAACGUGGCUUGGAAUAUAGCAGGACUCCAUCUUUUGGGAAUGCUUCCUCGUUUCUGUAAAGACAGGAGAGCAGAGUGAAAAGAUAUUCAUUCCCCACAAAAGUCAUGUUGUACUGGACUGUACUGCCUGAUUGGAAAGUAUUGUUGUUGGUGACUCUUCUAUGGGACUGCUGCUUCUGUGCUGAGGAACUGAAGCCCACAAGAUGGCCACUGUAUCCCCAAAAGCCUCUGGUCCUGGCCUGGAAUGCCCCGACGGAGGACUGCGGCCCGCGGCACGGUAUCCAUUUUCAGCUGGAGCAGUUCCAGAUUGUGGCGUCGCCCAACGAGGGCUUUGUCCGCCAGAACCUCACCAUAUUUUACAAGGACCGCUUAGGGUUGUACCCCUACUAUGAUGAGCCUGAUGGUACAGCCAUGAACGGUGGGCUCCCGCAGAUUGCCAGUCUCACUCAGCAUCUGGAGAAGAUGCCGGAGGGCAUUCAGAAUUACAUACGUGAACCAGGGGCCAAGGGACUGGCAGUUAUUGACUGGGAGGAAUGGAGACCACUGUGGAUCCGCAACUGGGACUUCAAGGAUGUGUACCGCAGACAGUCACGCCAGCUGGUGGCUGAGAAGAACCUAGCUUGGCCCGCAGAGCGUGUGGCUAAGGUGGCCCAGCAGGAGUUUGAGAUGUCGGCCCGGAAGUUCAUGCUGGAGACCCUGAGGCUGGCCAAGAGCCUGCGGCCCAACCAGCUGUGGGGGUUCUACCUAUUCCCAGACUGCUAUAACCACGACUACAGGAUCACUCUGGAGAACUACACAGGCCGCUGCCCUGACGUGGAGGUGGCCCGGAAUGAAAUGCUCAAAUGGCUGUGGACUGAGAGUACAGCCCUCUUCCCUUCCGUCUACAUGAGCACAGUGCUACGUUCUUCGCCCUCUGGGCGCCAGUUUGUCCGGAACCGGGUGAAGGAGGGGAUGCGUCUGGCAUCAGGGGGAGACGGGCUGGCACGUCCUGUCUUUGUGUAUGCCCGGCCCACCUACGCCAACGUAUUGGACCUGCUGACAGAGACGGACCUGGUCUCCACCAUCGGGGAGAGUGUGGCUCUUGGGGCCGCAGGCAUCAUCCUCUGGGGAGACCAUGCUUAUGCAGGCAGCAAGACCAGUUGCUUCAGUCUGAAUGAGUACCUACAGGGUCCGCUGGGCAGGUACCUGCUCAAUGUCUCCACGGCAGCAGAGCUGUGCAGCCAGAGGCUGUGCGGUUCCCAAGGACGCUGCCUGCGCAGACACCCUGACACUAACGCCUACCUGCACCUCAGCCCCCUCACCCACAACAUAGUCAGCCUGGAAAAUGGCAAAUUCAAGGUUCAAACUCUAGGUCAGCUUGGGGAAGAGGAGAUAAUGGGCUUUCAGAGAGAGUUUCAGUGCCAGUGCUAUAGUGGCUACCAGGGAGAGGGUUGUGGCCAGAGAGACCCCCUACAACAGAGAGGUAUCGCACCUUCAGUCAUGGGGACAUGGGUUCACUGUCUGCUCCUGCUACUCCUCACACUCCUGCUCUGACUGAUUGCAUACAUACAUAGUUCAUACAGCUACAUUUAAAAUGAUUUAAUGUGUAUUGGUAUACACAUGACAUUAUCUACACACUUCCACAAAAUGCACAAACAUUAUAUACAUACACUGGGACAAAUGCAAAUGUAUUCACUGGGGCCCAGGAUGCUGUAAAGUUGGUGAAUCUAUGAUUAGAUGGUGGAACACUGUGGAACACGUACGUAGAGUUAUGGUUGUUUGUGUGUUUUGAUUUUUUUGAUACAUUGGAGGGCUCGCUGGAAAUAACUUUGUUUACAUUGCUCUCUCGCUCUUUCUCAGUCCCAACAAUAUAUACAGUGCCUUGCGAAAGUAUUCGGCCCCCUUGAACUUUGCGACCUUUUGCCACAUUUCAGGCUUCAAACAUAAAGAUAUAA
Molecule: messenger RNA, 2175 nt
Organism: Oncorhynchus mykiss (rainbow trout)
Lineage: Eukaryota; Metazoa; Chordata; Actinopteri; Salmoniformes; Salmonidae
Product: hyaluronidase-2
Biological process (GO): carbohydrate metabolic process; hyaluronan catabolic process
Cellular component (GO): cytoplasmic vesicle
Molecular function (GO): hyalurononglucosaminidase activity; hyaluronoglucuronidase activity
Source: RefSeq, a predicted model, not a curated record